Lecanosticta acicola is the source of this 1392-nucleotide messenger RNA. Lineage: Eukaryota; Fungi; Ascomycota; Dothideomycetes; Mycosphaerellales; Mycosphaerellaceae. The record is from the annotation of a GenBank genome assembly.
AUGUCGCUGCCAAGCGAUUACCAAAACGAAAUCGCUGCCCUGAGUCGCGAGGUUCUGAAACACCAGCCCGAAGACACCCUCCAGUUCUGCUACAACUUCUUCCAUCGCCGUCUGGAGUCGCAGCGAGCUGAGUUCCUCCUCUCCCAGCAACAUUCCAGCCAGCCGGGCGUGGCCGAAAGCAACUUCCCGGGCAACAAUCCCUUCGGUGCCACGACGUCUACCGCUCCAAACCAGCCGGGCAACAUGAGCGGCAUGCAUUCCGUCGCCGAAGAGGAGGAGCACGACUUCCAGUCGCCAACCGCCUCCAACUUCCCUCCCAACGCCCGCGAUCCCAUCUCCGUUCCUCCCCACGCCAACUCCAACGCCAACAGCACACCGGGUGGCACCUUUGGCAACUUUGGAUUCGGUUCCUCCAACUCCAACCCACCUAGUUCUGUCACAGCCGGGGCCAUGGAGCAGCCGCAGUCCUUCCCGAGCAACUACAACAUGAAUCGCCGUACCUCGGUCUCCGCAGAAUCAUUGGCACCGGCGUCAGCAGAUGAUAGCAACUGGAAGGCGCCUUCAUACCCAAAGACCCAAGAGCAGCUCGAUCGUCUGCGAGAGUCUGUCUCCCACAACUUCCUCUUCUCUCACCUUGACGAUGAACAGUCGGCGCAAGUGCUUGGUGCCCUUCAAGAGAGGAAAGUACCUGCGAAGGAUGUUCGGGUCAUUGUGCAAGGAGACGCAGGUGACUACUUCUAUGUGGUCGAGCAGGGCAACUUUGACAUCUAUCUAUCGAAGACGGGCCAGGCAGAGCCCGGACCGGAGGGACUGGGAACAAAAGUCGCUUCUUCAGGCCCAGGCACUUCUUUUGGGGAGCUGGCUCUGAUGUACAACGCCCCACGUGCUGCUACUGUCGUGAGCUCCGAGCCCAGCAUUCUCUGGCAGCUGGACCGUGUUACAUUCCGCCGUAUCUUGAUGGACUCGGCUUUCAAUCGUCGCCGCAUGUACGAAUCGUUCUUGGAGGAAGUUCCACUUCUCUCCUCCCUCACGCCGUACGAGCGCAGCAAGAUCGCCGACGCCCUCGAGACGGUCAAGUAUCCUGCCGGCAGCACCAUCAUCCGAGAGGGUGGCGUUGGAGACAAGUUCUUCAUUUUGGAGUCAGGCGAAGCACAGGCAGUCAAGCGAGGACGCGAGGACAAACCACUCAAGAGCUACAGGACAGGAGACUACUUUGGAGAAUUGGCACUUCUGGAAGACAAGCCACGUGCGGCCAGUGUGCUCAGCAAGACGGAGGUCAAGGUGGCUACUCUCAGCAAAGACGGCUUCCAGCGACUGCUUGGACCCGUGGAGGGCAUCAUGCGUCGCGACGACCCGCGAAAGAUGGAUAUUUCCCGAGACCCAUUGAGAUAG